CAUGGCGUCAGUCGCUUCCCAGCCUUCAUACUGUGCGCAUCGCUGACCGUGCGCCGGACGCGAGUGCCACCUGUUGCUACUACCCGUUCUGUGACCAUCGUAGCGCCGGCCGGUAGUCCGUCGCCUGGUGCAACUGCCACUUCUCCGCCGAGGAUUACCCAGCAGAGAACGAGAUGCUCCUCACGGAGGUGAACAGCAGCGCGGAGGCGGGCCCGCCGGCGCGGCCGCAGCUGAUGUCGCAGCAGUCGAGUGUGUGGGCGCGCAGGCAGCAAGCGGUCUGCGUGCGGCACGCCUUCAAGCACUACGGCUCCAACAAGAACCCCAACCACGUGCUCACCAACCUCAACAUGACCGUCGCCAAGGGCACCAUCUACGGCCUGCUGGGCGCCAGCGGCUGCGGCAAGACGACGCUGCUGAGCUGCAUCGUGGGCCGGCGGCGACUCAACACGGGCGAGAUCUGGGUGCUGGGCGGCCGUCCCGGCUCCAAGGGCAGCGGAGUGCCCGGCCGGCGCGUCGGCUACAUGCCACAGGAGAUCGCGCUGUUCGGCGAGUUCUCCAUCAAGGAGACGAUGAUGUACUUCGGCUGGAUCUUCGGCAUGAGCACCUCCGAGAUCCACGAGCGGCUGCGCUUCCUGCUGGACUUCCUGGACCUACCCAGCCAGAAUCGGCUCGUCAAGAACCUCAGCGGCGGUCAGCAGCGGCGGGUGUCGUUCGCCGUGGCGCUCAUGCACGACCCGGAGCUGCUCAUCCUGGACGAGCCCACGGUCGGCGUCGACCCUCUGCUGCGACAGAGUAUCUGGAAUCAUCUGGUGAACAUCACCAAGGACGGCAACAAGACGGUCAUCAUCACGACGCACUACAUAGAAGAGGCUCGGCAAGCGCACGUGAUUGGGCUGAUGAGAAGUGGACACCUGCUAGCAGAGGAGUCUCCACAUGUGUUGCUGUCCAUGUAUGGCUGCCAGUCUUUGGAGGAGGUUUUCCUCAAGCUCAGUCGUCGCCAGGGCAAUGGUGCCAAUGGCUCUGAUAACCUCAACAUCUCCAAUAACAUAUCACUGGCAUCUCUUCACUGGGGAAAGAAAGAUGGACCAGUGUAUGUGACAGAAGAAAGUGGAGUUGUUGGACUGAACUUCCACCAGUCAAAAGAAGUACUCAUUCAAGAUACAAGCAAUGGUGUUGGAUAUCAUGAGAUGAAUGGUGGCACCAAAGCCAUGGGAAGUACCACAGCAGUUGACUGUGAUGAUUGUGGUGAUUGUUCUAAUUGUGGAAACCUGACAACGAGAGGCAAGAUGAGAGCUCUUUUACAAAAGAAUUUCUUACGGAUGUGGCGAAAUGUUGGGGUAAUGCUGUUCAUUUUUGCACUGCCGGUUAUGCAAGUUAUUCUCUUCUGUCUUGCCAUUGGUAGAGAUCCUGUUGGUCUCCAUUUGGCCAUUGUAAACCAUGAGAUGAAUUUUUCAAAUGUUGAAGACUGUCCUGUUGAUGGAAACUGCAGUGUUUCCAACCUAGGUUGUCGUUAUCUCAAGCAUUUAAAAUCAGAAACUAUAAUAAAGGAUUAUUAUCCUGAUCCGCAAAGUGCUGUUAAUGCAGUGAAAAAUGGAGAUGCAUGGGGUGCUCUUUAUUUCACUGAGAACUUCACUGAUGCUCUUGUUGCAAGGAUGGGCUUAGGCCGUCUUGCAGAUGAGGAGACAUUAGAUCAGAGUGAAAUACAUGUAUGGCUUGACAUGUCCAAUCAGCAGAUUGGACUGAUGCUAAACAGAGACUUACAGUUUGCUUACAGAGACUUUGCCAAAGAUCUGUUGACAGCUUGUGGAGAAAAUCCUAAACUAGCUGAUGUUCCCAUUCAGUUCCAAGAACCUGUCUAUGGCACAAAUGAUCCAAGUUUCACUGAUUUUGUAGCACCUGGUGUUAUACUCACGAUUGUGUUUUUCUUGGCUGUGGCUCUGACCUCAUCAGUUCUUAUUAUUGAGCGAAUGGAAGGUCUUCUUGACAGGAGCUGGGUAGCAGGUGUAACACCAUUUGAAGUACUGUUCUCACAUGUAAUAACACAGUUUGUGGUGAUGUGUGGUCAAACAGCUCUAGUACUAAUAUUUAUGAUUGUAGUAUUUGGUGUUCAGUGCAAAGGAGACAUUGGUUGGGUGGUAGUUCUGACAAUUCUGCAAGGUCUCUGUGGCAUGUGUUUUGGAUUUGUUAUUUCUGCAAUUUGCGAACUGGAAAGAAAUGCUAUUCAGCUGGCCCUGGGUAGUUUCUAUCCCACCCUACUACUCAGUGGUGUGAUAUGGCCAGUUGAAGGCAUGCCAAUUGUCCUGCAAUACAUCAGUCUGGGUUUACCUCUAACCAUGGCCACCACUGGCCUCAGAAGUAUGCUGAGUAGAGGCUGGACGAUAACUCAGCCAGAAGUUUACAAUGGUUUCAUUGCCACCAUCACCUGGAUUGUUCUCUUCCUCACAAUCAGUUUGAUUGUCCUCAAAGUGAAGAGAGGUUAAUCAGUAUAGAAGGAGCCUUGUAGGAGUCUUAAUAUUUGUGUUGCUCCAUGAGCAUCACAUUCCUUGUUGGUCUGUCAAAUGUGCCAGUGAUGUGGAAUGACAAACACAUGAAAGAAAUUUGAACAGCUGCUGGACAGAAUAAAGACUGCUACAGCAACAAGUGUGCCGAAGAUUCCUCAGUUUUACUGUAUGUGUGGUAUAGUGAAACUGCAAAACUAAAGAUACAGUCUCACUGACUGUGAGUGUGUGGCUGUGUUAAUGGUGUAUAUUUUGUGUGCUUUGUGGCAGUGAAACAACCACUGCAUUAUAUUGUGUUGGUUCUGAAUGGCCAAAUGUAUGACCAUUUACUAUCAUUCAUCCAUAUUGUUUUUCAGUUUUAUAAUAAUUUUAAAGUUCAUAUUAAGCAUUUAAAUCCCACUUUUAUUUAAGCAUUGGAAAAAAUGGCAAGGAUUUACACACAUCAUAUUUGUAUGAAAAUUAAUUUCGCUUUGUCAGGAUUGGAAGGAAAGGAACAAACUUGUCUUUUACAUUUUUGGUAGCCUACAUAUUAUGGGGAUAUGAGUAAAAAUCUGUAUCCAUCAGGAGCAACUAAAGGUGGGAUAUAAUGUAUAAGGUGCAUUUUAAUAAAUAUUUAUGAAACAAUGUUUACAAAAAAUUUCUGAAAUUAUUAAAUACCACUGCACCAGAAAGACUUUAUCAAAAAACCUGAAUUUUUUAUGGAUAUUCUAUGGUACUUCAUUCAGUAAUUGCUGCAGAGGCCUCUGCCCUAUUUGUAUGUGGCCCACAGUAGAUAUUUUUUUCUGACAUAUCUCUGGAGGCAGUCAAUUUUAAAUGUUAUGUCAAUUUAAAUUGCACUUUAUGUAAUAUUUUUUUUUUUAAGUGAAAUCCUCAAUAUGGUCUGCAGAUACAGUUCCAAUUGUUUCCAUGUGCUUUCAGAACAGAUACAAUUUUGUUUUGUGGAAAUGAGCUUUGGAACAGCUCCUUCUCACAGAACAUUUUGUUAAUUUUUUUAUAAAUACCAUUAUUCAUAUUUAGUCUGUGAUUUACUUUUAAGCAGUGACUGCUUUAAAUAUGAGAAUACUUGAUACUGUUGUACUUAACAUUGUUUGUUCUAUCUGAAUCCAAACAUUACAUACUGUACCUCAGAAA
This is a messenger RNA of Schistocerca americana (American grasshopper), 3629 nucleotides long. It is a transcript of the gene snu, whose product is annotated as ABC transporter G family member 20. Lineage: Eukaryota; Metazoa; Arthropoda; Insecta; Orthoptera; Acrididae. The transcript has 17 exons. Gene Ontology annotation, molecular function: ATP hydrolysis activity; ATP binding; ABC-type transporter activity. Gene Ontology annotation, cellular component: membrane. Bases 174 to 2480 code for a protein of 768 amino acids. The record is from RefSeq and is a predicted model, not a curated record.